Messenger RNA from Scleropages formosus (Asian bonytongue), 4336 nucleotides. RefSeq names its product WD repeat-containing protein 47-like. The coding region runs from base 500 to 3262 and encodes 920 amino acids. The transcript is spliced from 15 exons. The record is from RefSeq and is a predicted model, not a curated record. Gene Ontology annotation, molecular function: protein binding. NCBI's taxonomy places the organism in Eukaryota, Metazoa, Chordata, Actinopteri, Osteoglossiformes, Osteoglossidae.
GUACGUAAUAAUGUCACCGUUCCAAAAGGUGUACGUGACAAACGUAGACACUGAAACGCCUCGAAACUGAUGUAAAUAUUCCGAACCCUCACUGUGCGCAAUAGAUGUAAAGGUUCCGAACAGCCGCAGCGUAUUAACGUAUCGUAUGAAAUUGGAAGGAAUCGAAGCACCGUUAUUACGAGGCGGCGAGGCGCUGUGUCGCACGGACAACGGGCGCACGCGGGUCCCGCCCUCCUUCCCUGUCUGUCCCUCGUGACGCGGACAGGUGAUGUCUCGUGGGCUCGGCUGCCGGCGCUCGGUUCUUCUGGCUCUUCGUUCUUCUUGUGGUUUCGCGGCGCCACGGUGGUCGGUUCCGCCCGCCUUCGCUUCGUUCGUGACACCGCACAGCUGACAGCGCGGAGUUCGAGUGCUGCUGACGGACUCUUAAUGGCUUUGUGUCUCUGAGUGUGUGACUGUGUGUGUGUGAGAAUAUUAUCGUUGCGACAAAAUCGCUGACAACAUGACUGUGGAGGAGAUCAUCAAUGUCAAGGAGGUAGAGAUCAUCAAACUGAUCUUGGACUUCCUCAACUCGCGCAAACUGCACAUCACCAUGCUGGCCCUGGAGAGGGAGAGCGGGGUCAUCAAUGGCCUCUACUCGGAUGAUAUGCUCUUUCUGAGGCAGUUGAUACUAGAUGGCCAGUGGGAUGAAGUCCUUCAGUUUAUCCAGCCUUUGGAAUGCAUGGAAACAUUUGACAAAAAGAGGUUCCACUACAUUAUCCUAAGGCAGAAGUUUUUAGAGGUUCUCUGUGUGAACAACGCCAUGUCGGCAGAGGACGAGCCUCAGCAUCUCCAGCUGGAGCUCACUAUGAAGGAGGCGGUCCGUUGCCUCCACUCCCUGGAGGAGUUCUGCCCAUCUAAAGAGGACUACAGCCAGUUAUGCCUGCUGCUCACGCUUCCCCGGCUCACCCAGCAUGCCGAGUUCCGGGAUUGGAGCCCCAUCACAGCACGUGCCCAUUGCUUUGAGGAGGCCUGCUCCAUGGUGGCCGAGUUCAUCCCGGCCAACCGCAAGCUGAGCGAGGCUGGCUUCCGAGCCAGCCGCGACCGCCUCUUCCAGCUGCUCAUCAAAGGUGUACUGUACGAGUGCUGCGUGGAGUUCUGCCAGAGCCGGGCCACAGGCGAGGAAAUCACAGAGAGCGAGGUGCUGCUGGAUCUCGACUUGCUCUGCGGCAAUGGCUGCGAUGACCUGGACCUCAGCCUGCUCUCCUGGCUGCAGAGCCUGUCACCCGCCGUCUUCUCCUGCGCCUUCCAGCAAAAGUUGCUCAGCAUCCAAGUGGACAAGCUUGUGAAACCAGCCAAGGCGGCCCACACCGACCUCAUCACACCCCUUAUUAGCAAGCUUUCCCCUUCCCCUGCCUCGCCCGUUCGCCGGCCACAGUCCGCCGAUACUUACAUGUCAAGGUCCCUCAACCCACCACUGGAUGGUCUUUCCGGCGGCCUGUCCACUCAGGAAAAACGAAUGGUUGACCUCGACAAGACCUCGCCCAUGUCCCGAUCCCUUGCCAGCUUCCAGAGCUCCAGUGGACCCAGCCUGACUUGCAGUGUGAUGACAGAGGCCACAGGCUGCCAGAGCACGUUCCAUAAGUCUCCGGACAGGGUGCACGCACCAGCUGACAGGAUCAUGGGUGCUGGAGCACCCCACUUUCUGAAAUCAGCUUCAGCUCUAAGUGGAGGCGAGGCCUUGUUUCCAGGGUCUGCUGAGAAGGAUGAGCCGCGGGAUACAACAGACCAGUUUCAGGAGUACUGUCGCCAGCGUCAGCGUGUACAGCAGCAUCUUCAGCAGAAGGAACAGCAAAGGCAGCUCUACAUGCAGAUGCUCCUGGAAGGUGGGGUCCACCAUGAAGAGGGUGCUAAGGCCCAGCAGAACCUCACCGAGAAGUUCCUCAACAGGUCCAUUCGGAAGCUGGAGGAGCUGAAUGUCGGAAUUGAUCACUUAGGGGAGGAGAUGCAGUCUCUGAACCAGCAGUCUACUGGGAGGCCAGGGGGCUCAGGGCACACCUCAGGAACCCAUAGUAAUCAGAUGCAGGAGGCGGGGCCAGUGAGACAAGGUCCAGAAGUUGUGAGCAGUAUGACCCAAAGUGGAGAAGCCCACACAAGGUCCACCCUGAACAAGACUCCAGUACUCAUCUCUCAGAGUUUACAGAAGGACAGAGCAAUCAACCCCACUGGCCUGAAUGACUCUGGCUGUUUUUUGACCUCCAAAAGGGUGGAGGAGGGGGACAAUUCCAAACCUUUGUUUAUGGCGGUCAGCAGACUUGAGGACACUCAGGCGGUGCGCGCCGUGGCUUUUCACCCUACCGGAGAGCUCUUUGCAGUGGGCUCAAAUUCCAAAGUCCUGCGUGUCUGUGCCUACCCUGAUGUUGUCGACACCAGGUGUGAGGAUUUUGCCAGUGACUCAGGUGACAUCAAGCCACCCAUUGUCCACUUCAAGAGGAACAAGCAUCAUAAGGGCUCCAUCUACUGUGUGGCCUGGAGUCACUGUGGGCAGCUCUUGGCGACCGGCUCCAAUGACAAGUACGUCAAAGUGCUGCCCUUCAACAUGGAGUCCUACAAUGCUACGGGCCCAGACCUGGAAUUCAGCAUGCACGAUGGCACUGUGAGGGAUGUGGCCUUUAUGGAGGGUCCAGAGAGUGGAGGCGCCAUCCUGAUCAGUGCAGGUGCUGGUGACUGCAACAUCUACACCACCGACUGCCGCAGGGGGCAAGGUCUGCACGCACUCAGUGGACACACAGGACACAUCCUGUCCCUGUAUACCUGGGGCGGGUGGAUGAUCGCAUCAGGCUCCCAGGACAAAACCGUGCGCUUCUGGGACCUCCGGAUCCCCAGCUGUGUGAGGGUGGUGGGGACAUCAUUACACGGCACAGGUAGUGCAGUGGCCUCUGUUGCGGUGGACCCCAGCGCACGGCUUCUGGCCACGGGGCAGGAGGACAGCAGCUGCAUGCUGUACGACAUCCGGGGGGGGCGCAUGGUGCAGACGUAUCGCCCUCACAGCAGCGACGUGCGCUCGGUGCGCUUUUCCCCCGGGGCACACUACCUUCUCACGGGCUCCUACGACAGCAAAGUCAAAGUCACUGAUCUCCAAGGAGACCUGACAAAACCGCUUCCGGUCAUGACAGCAGCCGAACACGGGGACAAAGUGAUCCAGUGCAGAUGGCACACGCAAGACCUGUGCUUCCUGUCAUCCUCGGCAGAUAGAACUGUCACACUCUGGACCUACAAUCCUUAGUGCCAUAUGGUGCUGUGUUGGGCCUCUGGAGUAAGAAGAAGCACACACCCUACCCACCCUGUCACCACCAACACCCUGCAGCGCUCCAGCGAUACUAAACAAAUGGCAAAAGUAAUGUCGUCAUCUCACACUUGUCAGUAUUCUUACCUUUUCCACAUGAUAUUCAACCCCUCUUUUCCUCAAACAAGUUUAUGUGACAAAUCUGAUAAUGUUGUCCAUUUGAAUCAUAACACACUGGCUCCUCAACAUGUCAGACAAAAUUGGGACCGUACAUCUGUUUGUGAUUCGUUUUGUUUGUAACUCCAAAGUCACAUUUAACAGAAAGUAAAAAUUUAAUAUGCAUAUGUCGCUCUUUAAUGUAUCAAGCUUAGUAAAAAUCUGAGCUACAGUUACAAUAAAUAAAAACAUGAUGUAUACCUUUUUAGUAUAUUUCUUAACUUUGAGACACAUUAAAAUGAAAACUAAUUUAAAAUGACUGAAAAUAAAAAUACUCCUGUUCAGUGGCAAUUGUUGACUGAUGCAUCCCACAAAAAUGUGGAACAUCUGCCUUGAUACUGGCCAAACAACACUUUUGAACAUCAGACACCAGCUGUAAACACUGUGAAAGUGAGUUGGAGAUAAACACAAGUCGUUUUCACUCCACAGACAGAAACUCAUAAGGAGGCAAAUACUUCUAUACAUUUUAAAUAUAAUUUAAAAGAAAUAAAUGUACUAGUGUUUUCCAUUGUAUUUGAAGGUUUGUACCAUGACUGUUUUGUAUCAUGAGGAGCCUGUGUAAUCAUGUUGUGCCUUGGUAAAACACUUAAUGGCUUUAUGGAUGUGAGUAAAUAUGAAUGAAUAAUCAAAUGUGGUUGUUUGUAGUGUUUUUAAACUUUAGUGAAAUAUCAUAAAGACAGACAUAUGAGAUAAGGUAUAUAUGUAGCACAAUUUUUCUGCUUUAUUGUGCUGAUUGAUUUAUUAUUCAUUGUGUUAUUUGUUAUGCCAAACAGUCAGUAAAAUCCGGUCUGUCAAAUUAUAGUCAAGAACUAUUAUAAUCCCUGGAACUUUCAGUCUUCAGGGGGGGGGCGCGGGGGC